This is a messenger RNA of Galendromus occidentalis (western predatory mite), 3390 nucleotides long. RefSeq names its product Valyl-tRNA synthetase (gene ValRS). The transcript has 5 exons. Gene Ontology annotation, molecular function: valine-tRNA ligase activity; ATP binding; aminoacyl-tRNA deacylase activity. Gene Ontology annotation, cellular component: cytosol; cytoplasm. The record is from RefSeq and is a predicted model, not a curated record. Gene Ontology annotation, biological process: valyl-tRNA aminoacylation. Lineage: Eukaryota; Metazoa; Arthropoda; Arachnida; Mesostigmata; Phytoseiidae. The coding region runs from base 104 to 3214 and encodes 1036 amino acids.
AUUCUGCAACAGAGACCUGACUUCCUCGCCACUCGUGUUCCACGUUGUGUCAACGCCAGCCGGUAGGCUCGAACAGUACUUUUUUUCUGAAGCUCCCUUCGAAAUGGAAGCACCGCAAGAGAAAAGCGAGAAACAGUUGAGGGCAGAGGCGAAGAAAGCCGAAAAACUGGCGAAAUUCGAAGAGAAGAAGAAAAAGACCGAAGAGAUCCAACGGCAGAAGAAAGAGACCGGUGAUACCAAACCCAAAAAAGAAAAGACGAAAUCGGAGCCCAAGGGUCCAGUGCUUUAUGAGAAGAACACCCCGGCGGGAGAGAAGAAGGAUGUCUUGGGACAGAUGCCUGACGCUUACAGUCCUCGCUACGUUGAGGCGCAAUGGUAUUCAUGGUGGGAGAAGGAAGGCUUUUUCAAGCCGGAAUACGGCAGAGAUCCUUACGCCGAGAACCCGAAGGGUCGUUUCGUGAUGGUCAUCCCACCCCCGAACGUGACUGGCUCUCUCCACAUCGGGCACGCCUUAACAUCUGCUGUGGAAGACGCUCUGACCAGAUGGCACCGCAUGAAUGGGAAGACUGUCCUCUGGAACCCGGGUGCGGACCAUGCUGGCAUCGCGACCCAAGUGGUCGUGGAGAAGAAAAUCGCCCGAGAGCUAGGGAAGACCCGCCACGACUUGGGACGGGAAAAAUUCAUACAGAUCGUUCAGCAGUGGAAAGAUGAGAAGCUCGAGAGGAUUUACCACCAACUCAGAGCACUCGGAUGCUCCGUGGAUUUCAGCAGAGCCGUUUUCACAAUGGAGCCGAAAAUGUCUCGAGCAGUUACCGAAGCGUUUUGUCGUCUCCACGAAGAGAAUCUGAUCUACCGUGCGCUCAGAUUAGUCAAUUGGUCGUGUGCUUUAAACUCUGCGAUCUCCGACGUGGAAGUUGAUAAGGUCGAGCUCAGCGGACGAACCCUGCUCAACGUACCAGGAUACGAGAAGAAAGUAGAGUUUGGUGUACUCGUCUCGUUCGCUUACAAAGUCGAAAACUCCGAUGAGGAGAUCGUCGUGGCCACCACGAGAAUCGAAACCAUGCUCGGAGACACUGCGGUCGCCGUGCAUUUUGACGACUCGAGGUACAAACACCUACACGGUAAAUUCGUCGUCCAUCCAUUCGUCGAGCGGAAAAUCCCCAUCAUUUGUGAUAGUUUCGUCGACAUGGAGUUCGGAACCGGAGGGGUGAAAAUAACCCCCGCCCACGAUCAUAACGAUUACGAAGUCGGCAAAAGACACGACCUGCCCUUCAUCAACAUCUUCAAGGGCGAUGGAACGGUCGGUGAGGGAUGCGGUCGCUUCUCCGGCAUGAAACGCUUCGACGCCCGCAGGGAAGUCCUCGCUGAUCUCAAAUCGCUGAAUUUGUAUCGAGACACCAAGGAGAAUCCGAUGGUCGUUCCAAUCUGCUCUCGCUCGAAGGACAUCGUUGAGCCCAUUCUGAAACCUCAGUGGUACGUGAGUUGCAAGGAAAUGGCUGCGGAAGCUGUCCGAGCCGUGAGAGAGGAACGUCUCAGAUUCGUACCUGAUCAACACGUGAAAACGUGGAAUUGGUUCCUUGAAAACAUUCAGGAUUGGUGCAUAUCGAGACAGCUCUGGUGGGGUCAUCGUAUUCCUGCCUACUACGUCACCCUCAAAGGAAAAUCGAAUCCGGAAGGGUCGCACAAUUCGAACAAGUAUUGGGUGAGCGGACGCACCCAGGAAGAAGCCCAGAAGAAAGCCGCAGAGAACUUCGGCGUGGAACCGGACGAAGUAGUCCUGCAACAGGAUGAAGAUGUGCUCGACACGUGGUUCUCGUCUGGACUGUUCCCUUUCUCGAUUUUCGGAUGGCCGGAGAAUACAGCCGAGUUGAAAGCCUUCUAUCCUGGGCAGCUCUUGGAGACGGGCCACGACAUCAUUUUCUUCUGGGUAGCUCGAAUGGUGAUGCUGGGCACCAAGCUUUUGGGCAAACUGCCAUUCAACGAAGUUCUGAUGCAUUCGAUCAUCAGAGACGCUCACGGUCGCAAGAUGAGCAAGUCUCUCGGAAACGUCAUCGAUCCGAUUGAUGUUAUCCGCGGAAUCACGUUAGAGGAAUUGAACAAGACAUUGGAAAGCUCGAAUUUGGACGCGGCCGAGAUAAAGAAAGCUCAGGAGGGCCAACGGAAAGACUACCCUCAGGGCAUUCCCGAAUGCGGAACGGACGCCCUGCGUUUCGCCUUGUGUUCGUACAUGAGUCACGGCAGAGAUAUCAACCUCGACAUAAAUCGCGUCGAGGGCUAUCGUUUCUUCUGCAACAAAUUGUGGAACGCUGUCAAAUUCGGCUCCAUGUACCUCGGAGCUGACUUCAAGCCCUCCGAUGCGAAAGUGUCACGGUCUCCGAUCGACAAGUGGAUUUUGUCGAGACUGACUCUAGCCUGCGCAAAUGCUCAGAAAGGAUUUUCCGAAUAUGACUUCCCAGCGAUAACAACAGCUUGCUACAGUUUUUGGCUUUACGAUCUCUGUGAUCUUUACUUGGAAAGCCUCAAACCCGUCUUCCAGUCGGGUUCGAUCGAGGCGAAAACAGCAGCGGCUCAAACUCUAUAUUGCUGUCUGGAGACCGGUUUGCGGCUUCUGCAUCCCUUCAUGCCUUUCAUCACCGAAGAACUUUGGCAACGCUUACCGCGAAGGGCGGGCGACCCUCCUUCGAUCUGCGUGGCCGCCUAUCCCCUCGAGGAAACUAUUCCGGAAGGGAGGAACGAGGCCUUAGAAAAAGAUGUGUCGUGUGUGCUCAGCGUUAUCCACAAGGUUCGAUCGAUGAGAUCGGACUAUAAUUUGACGAGGGCGCAGAAGGUCGAUCUUUUCGUGAAGUGUCCCGAGGAUCAACAGAAUGUGAUCAAAGAACACGCUAUCACCAUCAUAACAUUGACGGCAUCGAACUCUUGCCAAGUGAGCCAAAAUCCACCGCCAGGAUGCGCCAUCAACACUGUGGGAUCGUUCGAGACGCAUCUUCUCCUGAAGGGUGUUGUGGAUGUCGAGAAAGAGAAAGAACGUCUGUCGAAGAAGCAAGCUCUUUUGAAGACAUCGUUGGAGAGAUUGGGGAGCAGCAUGGCUCUGCCUGGUUAUGCUGAGAAGGUUCCGCAAGAUGUUCAGGAAGCGAACCUCGCGAAACAGAAAGACCUGACCGCAGAGCUCGAGCGGAUAGCUGAAUCCAUCAAGUGUCUCACGCUCAUGGACUAACGCAUGAAGCUCCGAUUCGAUAGCCUUUAAUAAAUUCACCUAAUUUAUAAAAUGCUCCGACCCGACACACCGAAUCUUCAUCUCCACCGUCCAGUGCCCGAGCGAAAGGAUUACAUAAAUCGGUAGAUGACAGUUUGCUAGAUUCAUGAAUGUUCUUUAUUCAUGAACAUGCAUCU